Molecule: messenger RNA, 824 nt
Organism: Camellia sinensis
Lineage: Eukaryota; Viridiplantae; Streptophyta; Magnoliopsida; Ericales; Theaceae
Source: RefSeq, a predicted model, not a curated record
CUUCUGAGAACCACCAACAUAAGAAAGAAGCAAGAGAUAGAGUUGAGAACCACCAACAUAAGCAGUAGAGAGAGAGAGAGAGAGAGAUGGAAGUGAUUCAAGUACUUCACAUGAAUGGAGGAAUUGGAGAAACAAGUUAUGCAAGCAACUCAUUAGUUCAGAAAAAGGUACUAUCAUUGACAAAACCGAUAACAAAGGAAGCCAUAGUGGAUCUCUACUGCAGCACCAACCCUAUGACUCUAUGCAUUGCAGACUUGGGUUGCUCUUCUGGACCAAACACUUUCUUAGUGGUCUCCGAACUUAUGGAGACAGUCCACAAUACUUGCCAAAAAUUGGGGCAUCAAACCCCUGAAUUUCAAGUGUACUUGAAUGACCUCCCAGGGAAUGAUUUUAACACUAUUUUCAAGUGCUUGCCAAGCUUCCAUGAGAAGAUGAGGAAUCAAAUGGGGCUAGGGCUUGGGCCAUGUUUUGUCACCGGAGUCCCCGGUUCAUUCUAUGCUAGGCUUUUUCCCACCAAAAGUCUGCAUUUUGUCCACUCUUCUUACAGUCUCAUGUGGCUCUCUCAGGUACCAGAUGGGCUAGAGAAUAAUAACAAAGGAAACAUUUACAUGGCAAUUAGUAGCCCAAAAGAGGUGCUUAAAGCUUACUAUCAUCAAUUUCAAAUAGAUUUCUCAGAGUUUCUGAAGUGUCGUUCAGAGGAAUUGGUGAGCGGAGGACGUAUGGUUUUAACCAUUUUGGGGAGGGAAAGUGAUGAUCCUUCAAGCAAAGAGUGUUGUUACAUUUGGGAGCUUCUAGCAAUGGCUCUCAAUCAAAUGGUUUCAGAG